AUGUGGGUUGCAAAACUUAAGAAAGGUAUGCAUGGCCUUAGUAAGAUCUAUCAGUUAGAUCUCUUUGCCGGAAACUGGGAAAAUAGAUGGCUGCAGUGUUCAGAGACGUGUGAGGACUCAGUUUCAGAGAACCAGUAUGAAUGUUAUAAAUGUGGGGAAGUCUUUCAUCAGAGGUCUAACCUUAUUACACAUGAGAGUAUCCACUUGGGAGAAAAUCCUGAUGAAUCCAGUCAGUGUGAGAAUGCUCCUCAGCAGUCCUCCAGUAUUGGUGAUGAUCAGAGAAUUCAUGAGGCCAAAAAUCCAUUCAGAUAUGCUAAACGUGGUCCCACAAUUAGUCAGUCAUCAAGACUAAGUAGAAACAAGAUGAUCUCUAGUGGAGAGAAAACACGCAUUUUUAAGGGAUGUGGUAAAGUCUUUGACUGGCACUCAACCCGAUCUCAGCAUCAGCAAAUGAAUACUGAAGUGAAAUCAUACAAAUGUGAAGAAUAUGGUAAAACCUUUAAGUACUGCUCAUCCCUAAGGAAACAUAGGCAAAUCCAUACUGGAAAGAAACUCUACAAAUGUAAAGAAUGUGGCAAAGUUUUUAAAAUUCACUCAACACUUACUCAACAUCACAGAAUUCAUACUGGUGAAAAACCUUACAAAUGUAAGGAAUGUGGUAGGUCCUUUAACCAGCAGGCAUACCUUACUCGACAUCACAGAAUUCAUACUGGAGAGAGACCUUACAAAUGUCAAGAAUGUGGCAAGGCCUUUCACCAGAGCUCAUCGCUUACUGUACAUCACAGAAAUCAUACUGGAGAAAGACCUUACAAAUGUAAGGAAUGUGGCAAGGCCUUUUCAUUGCACUCAAACCUUCUUAAGCAUCACAGAACUCAUACUGGAGAGAAACCUUACAAAUGCAAAGAAUGUGGCAAGGCCUUUAACCAGCGCUCACACAUUAGCAAACAUCACAAAAUUCGUACUGGAGAGAAACCUUGCAAGUGUAAAGAAUCUGGCAAGGUCUUUAACAGGCACUCAGGCCUUACUCAACAUCACAGAAUUCAUGCUGGAGAGAAACCUUACCAAUGUGAAGAAUGUGACAAUGCCUUUAACAGGCACUCAACCCUUAUUCAUCAUCACAGAAUUCAUACUGGACAGACAUCUUACAAAUGUCCAGAAUGUGGCAAGGCCUUUAAGAGGCAAUCAGCCCUUAUUCAACAUCAAAGAAUUCAUACUGGAGAGAAACCUUACCAAUGUCCAGAAUGUGGCAAGGCCUUUAACAGGUACUCAAACUUUAUUCAACAUAGCAGAAUUCAUACUGGAGAAAAAUGUACCAAUGUCCAGAAUGUGGAAAGUGUCAAAAAAUGCAAACCCCAGAAACCUAAUGAAUGUGCAAAGGCCUUCUUUUCAAUAUACGCUUAA
Molecule: messenger RNA, 1401 nt
Organism: Mustela lutreola (European mink)
Lineage: Eukaryota; Metazoa; Chordata; Mammalia; Carnivora; Mustelidae
Product: zinc finger protein 501-like
Biological process (GO): regulation of cytokine production; regulation of immune system process; negative regulation of transcription by RNA polymerase II
Source: RefSeq, a predicted model, not a curated record